AUGGGGAGUCUGGGAGGUUUGCCGUUUUGGCAAGUAAAUGUGCCCGAGGCCGAGAGGACGCAGGAAUGCCCCGAGUUCUUGCGCAAUCUCAGCGCCAAAGACAUUGGCAUCAUCGCCACCCCCGACGAGCAGUAUCGUCGAAUCACCUGGCCAGAAGUCCAACAGAUUGUUGCAGAGAACCGACUAGACGCCUUUCAGCGACGCCCUUCAGAUCUGAGACGCUACCUGGCCUACACCUCGAAACUGAAGCAGGUCUAUGGCAGCGUGAUAAACUUUGUCUUGAAGGAGCGCCUCGCGUGGGACAUGCCAACAGUGUCGCGGGGUAAACCUUUUGAAUUUGGUGACGACAUCAAGAUUCUCUGGAACGACUGGCCCUAUGGUCUCGAUGAGAGGAUCGUGCAUCUCGUCGUCUGGACAAAGUUUGAGCUGGAAGACGACCCGGCGACGGAUGAUCUCACCGAUAAAGCAAGAAGAGAAAUUGAUGACUAUGUCACGCAAAAAUUCGGCUCCAAGUUGCCACGAGACAGUUACGUCUGGUUCAAGAACUGGAGAUCUCUAAAGUCGGUCCGGGCAGUUGAGCAUUUUCAUGUCAUGAUGUACAACCCAGAUCCCGCCUUCAUCGAUAUGAUCACAAACGGUGAUGUGCCACUCUGCCGAAAGGUUUGA
Messenger RNA from Pestalotiopsis fici W106-1, 666 nucleotides. RefSeq lists its product as uncharacterized. Gene Ontology annotation, biological process: N-acetylglucosamine metabolic process. NCBI's taxonomy places the organism in Eukaryota, Fungi, Ascomycota, Sordariomycetes, Amphisphaeriales, Sporocadaceae. Gene Ontology annotation, cellular component: cytoplasm. The coding region runs from base 1 to 666 and encodes 221 amino acids. The transcript is spliced from 2 exons. The record is from RefSeq and is a predicted model, not a curated record.